AUGCCAGCGCCGCGUCCGUGGAUGAGCUCCCCACCACCCAAUGGCUCAGCAACGUCCGCGGAUGAGGAGCGUCUCGGCUCACAGAUCCGCACGCGCAGCGACAUGAAGCAACAGGGUCGAGAAGGAGGCCACCUCGCAAUUGGCAAAUCUCAGUCUCUCUUCAUGACUCACGCUCACUCUGCUGGCUCGCCUUUCCUCUUGCCCCACGGCACUCGACUGGCGCGCCGCGUCGAGCGGGUGAUUCGCGACCUCUACGAUGUCCACGACUACGACGAGGUGAUCACGCCGCAGAUCUACCGCAAGAAACUCUGGGAGCAGAGUGGGCACUGGGACAACUAUCGUGAGGACAUGUUCGGCGUCGAGGGCUUCAAGGAGCAGCAGCGCAAGGAGAUGAAGAGAGCAGCCAAGGUUGCAAAGGUCAUAGAAGAGCGACGAGGAUGCUGCGCUGCUCAUGAUGCUGAGGGAAGUGGGCAGAGCGACGCCUCCACCUCUGCGUCCGCCUCUACAUCGACGACUCCGCUCCCGGACAUGGAUUUCGGCCUCAAGCCCAUGAAUUGCCCAGGUCAUUGCCUCAUUUACUCUUCGCAGCCUCGCAGCCUCUCCGACCUGCCUCUACGCUUCUCCGAAUGGUCUCCACUGCACCGCAAUGAGCCUUCUGGCUCCCUCUCUGGCCUGACUCGCGUUCGACGCUUCGUUCAAGACGACGCUCACGUCUUUUGCGCUCCCGAACAGAUCAAGGCUGAGAUCGCAACGAUGCUCACGAUGCUUUCAGAUGCUUAUAGCGUCUUUGGCUUUCCAAAUUUCGAGGUCGUCCUAUCGACACGACCCAGCAAGAGUCUAGGAAGACAAGAAGACUGGGACCGUGCUGAGCAGGCUCUACAGGAGGCUCUCGAUGAAGCGGGCGUGAGAUGGACUUGUAAUCACGGCGAUGGCGCCUUCUAUGGACCCAAGAUCGACAUUCGUCUCGUCGACUCGCUGCAGCGCAAGCACCAAACGGCGACGAUUCAGCUCGACUUCCAGCUGCCGGAGCGGUUUGGCCUCACUUACGAGCCAGGCGCGGCUGCCAGCGCGGAAACGACCAGCGUACAUCGCCCUGUCAUGAUCCACCGUGCGAUUUUGGGCUCCGUCGAGCGCUUCCUUGCCAUUCUCAUGGAGUCGCGAGAAGGAGCAUGGCCCUUUUGGCUCUCCCCUCGCCAAGCGUGCAUCAUCCCUGUCACGACGAGUCCGGAGGUGCUAGCAUACUGCGAGAAGGUGAGGAAGCAGCUCAGCCUUGGCCUCGACUAUGAAGCCGAAGACGGAGGGGUUGCGCCUCGCUCCCUGCAGCGCUUCUUUAUCGAGAUGAGUCCGCCCUCGUCGCUGGAUAUGCGCCUGUCGAAGCGUAUCAAGAGGGCGCAGCUCGCAGGGUACAACUUCCUCAUUAUCGUAGGCGAGGGCGAAAUGAAGGCGUCGACGGUCAAAGCGGUUGUAGAGGGGAACGGCUCAUGGUGGAAGCGACUGAGAAGCAGCGCAGCAGAUGGCGUGGAAGCGCAGCUCUUCGGAGAGAGUGGCGAGCUGAGUAGCAGCGGCGAGCGGGAAGCAGGACAAAUGGAGAUGGGCAGCUACGAGGUUGGCAAGCUGCGAGCACUUUGGGAAAAGAUGGAUCGAUGCCACUUGUGA
Molecule: messenger RNA, 1656 nt
Organism: Jaminaea rosea
Lineage: Eukaryota; Fungi; Basidiomycota; Exobasidiomycetes; Microstromatales
Product: class II aaRS and biotin synthetase
Exons: 3
Coding region: 1-1656 (551 amino acids)
Biological process (GO): threonyl-tRNA aminoacylation
Cellular component (GO): cytoplasm
Molecular function (GO): ATP binding; threonine-tRNA ligase activity
Source: RefSeq, a predicted model, not a curated record